Puntigrus tetrazona (Sumatra barb) is the source of this 3698-nucleotide messenger RNA. RefSeq names its product DnaJ (Hsp40) homolog, subfamily C, member 5aa (gene dnajc5aa). The transcript has 5 exons. Bases 179 to 787 code for a protein of 202 amino acids. Gene Ontology annotation, biological process: regulation of synaptic vesicle cycle. Gene Ontology annotation, cellular component: presynapse; membrane; intracellular membrane-bounded organelle. Lineage: Eukaryota; Metazoa; Chordata; Actinopteri; Cypriniformes; Cyprinidae. The record is from RefSeq and is a predicted model, not a curated record.
UCGUUAUGGUGAUGUCACGGGUGGGCGGAGCCGAGCGAGAUCUGCUGCAUCUGGUACGCUUACGUGAUCGCGCGGUUCCCGGGGAUGCAACCACAAAUUUAACAUCGGUUUCUUUAACGCCUUGAAAUUAAUCACGACGCCGGGGCCGACGAAACGAUUGUUGAGGACCUGAUUUGCCAUGGCUGAGCAGCAGAGGCAGCGCACUCUCUCCACCUCUGGAGAAUCACUCUAUCAUGUGCUGGGUGUCGACAAAGUGGCCACUGUCGAUGACAUCAAGAAGUCAUACAGGAAAUUGGCAUUGAAAUAUCACCCUGACAAGAAUCCUGACAACCCUGAGGCAGCUGAUAAGUUCAAAGAGAUAAACAAUGCCCAUGCCAUCCUUAAUGACCCGACAAAGAGAAACAUCUAUGAUAAGUACGGCUCUCUGGGACUUUAUGUGGCUGAACAGUUUGGAGAAGAGAACGUCAACACUUACUUUGUCCUAUCCAGCUGGUGGGCCAAGGCUCUGUUUAUUUUCUGUGGCCUGGCUACUGGCUGCUACUUCUGCUGUUGCCUGUGCUGCUGUUGUAACUGCUGCUGUGGGAAGUGUAAACCACGGCCACCGGAGGGACAGGAACAGGAAUUCUACGUUUCCCCUGAGGACUUAGAGGCCCAACUGCAGUCGGACGAGAGAGAGGCAGGUGGAGGUGAGCCCAUCGUGAUGCAGCCCUCGUCUGCCACAGAAACCACCCAGCUAACGUCUGACGGUUACCAUACUACUUACCACACUGACACCGGCUUCAAUUAAAUGCCCCGAUCUCUCCACCCUCACCCUGUGGAUUCUCUCUCACCACUCUGCGCCAUCUCUCAGAGAGAAAAAAAAAAAUGAAUGGAAAGAAUUCUUCAACUACAACAAAAAAAAGCCUGUUUUUGAGAGGAGGAAAGCCAGCGAUGGAGCUGAAUUCUUUAGCGCAUCCUGUCCCCGAUUCACGCACCACUUCCAUCUCCCACACAAGAGUGGCUCACAUCCGCCUCACUGUACCGUAGCUUAAAAAACAAGCUUAAGAAAAAAAAGAUUAAAAAAGAUCCCGUCGUUUACCCUGAUCUCUUUGUUGCCUUUGACCUCCGAUCUUGCCUUCCACUCAUUCCCUCGCUCCUCCGGCCAGAUUUGCUCGUCGUCCUGUGGCAUGCACUGUUCCUUGACUUCGUUUAAUGAAUUUUUCGCAGUUUUUGCUAUAUUUAUUGACAUGAAAUGUUUGUUCCCAUUUAUAAGUACUUGAGUGUGGUUUAAAGUUGACUCCGUGAACUUGCCAUAGGUGUUCGAAGACUAGCGCUAAGAAACAACAGGAAUAUAUUUCAUUUUUAAAAUCUCAAAUAUUCAGUUCGCAUACCUUGCCAAUCUUCCUGGUUUACCGUAGUUUGUCCCUGUAGGCAAUUUUAUCUGCUUUGCGUCACUUGAUUGAGUUUCGGUUUUAAAAAAUUCACAGCAGCGUUCAGCAUUAACUGUAUCCUUUGGAUUGCCUCGCUUUGUUUAUUCAUACUUAAUGUUGUUUUUUGUUUUAAUACAGCAUUUUUUUUCGAGAGAGAGAUACAAAUGAUGCAAUUGAUAAUAUGCCAUUUCUUCUUAGCAUUUUGCUCAUCUACAUCUGGGUGUUGGUGUUUCUGUCUCAUUCUGAGGACCAUUUGCAACAAGCUGAGCCAAACUUAGGAUUCUUCUCUAUAUAUGGAAUGGAUUUAACUGUCAUCUCUGUGUAGUGUGUAGGUUGUUCAUUGAUGUGCGAUAACAUGUUUGGGCUCUCAGCUUUGGUCUUAGUGUUAAGCUCAGUUUGGCCCACUUGUGUCUCUUUUCUCCAGUCAAAGAGGAAGAGUGAACACAUUAACUCCCAUAGUGUCAUAUCACAGUGAGUGUGUACGUACGGUGUAAACUAUAACAGACGAGACAUUUUUUAUAUAGAUAUACAAUCUACACACAUCACAUGUAUGUACAAUAUGUGUAUAUUUUGGUCAUUUUUAUAUUUUAGUUGUUGCUGCGUAUAGUUGAGAUAACUUUUCUCUGUGUCUCUGGUCAUGGACUCUUGCGGUCACUUGAACUUCCCAUGCCAAGACGUAUUGUCUAUUGUGAGAUAUGCUUGUAUUUUGAAGACAGUAAUUCCUGAGCGGUAGUGAUUUAUGAGGUUUGUUCAUCAGAUUUAUCUAUUGAAGUGGCAAAGAUAUUUUAACACUACACUCUGGAUCUGGAUACAUGUUCAAAGUCCAGUCUCCCAAAACCUGAAAGGAAAUUAAUAGACAAUAAUGAUAAUGACUUCGUCUGGAUUUCAGCAUUUAGUUUGCUAAUUUCAUUUAUUAGCAUUUACUUACACAAACUUUUUAAUUACAGUAGUGGUAAAGGGAUUGUUCUGUUCAGUAAUACGGAUAUAUUCUUAGUCUGAAAAACAGGCUUUUUCACAGUGCAGGACUGCGUGUGAGAUUUAUUUGAACUUGGUUGAUGCGCUUUCCUUUAUUUUGUUACAUUUUUUUGUAAAUGUGUUGAAGGUCAUUUGAGCAGCGGAGAUGUAAUGCUGUAACACUAGAAUUUAUUUGAUAUAUUCUCCUCUGAGCUGCCUCAGAGAUGUGGCAUUAUCCCUCAAAAGAUUGAACUAUUUUUGUGUCAUAUAGCCUAGUUAAGUGAUAUGAUCCUUAAACUUCAUUGUUUUGCUCUUGAUUAUGUUUACACUUUGUUUUCUGUGAAAUUGUGAAAAAGAUGAUGAUGUGUGUGUAUGUGCGUUUGUGUGUGUGUGUGUGUGUGUGUGUGGCGAUGUCACCAACAGCUAAAAGGGUCUGAGUCGCCUCAACACACACCAUCAGUUCCCUCUUCAAGUAAAGUGCUUUAAUAACCUUCUUAUACCAAACCUGAUUUUCUGAAUCUGCAAUUACAAAUACUAAGAUGACCAUCAAUGCCAUAUUAACUCAUGCUUUCUACUCGCUGCCUGUUUACGUAGGCAGGUCAGAAUUUUGUUUGUCAUCUGUCUGCCCUUGUUUUCCAUGUCAGCUUUAACUAAAGCCGUAUACAAAUGUCACCAGCCAUGUUUGUUCACUUUUCUAGUUACUUUUCAAAAGCCAAUGAUUUUUCAUCGAAUUGUUUACAUUUCAUUAUGGAGUACAAUGCUAUCUUCAGUCACUAUCUGCUCUCUUUCUCCUCUCUCUCUUACUCUCUUUCUCAUUCCCUUGUUCCAAUGCUCUAGAUGGUUUUUAAUGGAUGUUAGCCUCUGUGGUCUUUUUUCCCCCCUGUGCAUCUAUCUGUAUCAGAACUACACUCAUAUAAAGAGUAUGGCUUAGUCAUUAAAAUGUUGGAUUUUAUGUUGAAUGAACCUUGCUUAAAGGAGAAAAAAAUAAAAUAUACUGGAGAAAAAUGGUCAGGAAAUUGUUGCAUAUUAUGUCUUCAGAAAGAAGAGACAUUGUUUUGUGUAAUUAUAGUGAAAUGGUAAUUUUAUGCAUUUUUUAUUUUAUUUAAGAUCUUAUUUUGUCAUGUUUAUAAUGAACUGUCCUUGUUUCAAAUGGUAUGUUACAUGAAUUUGACUCUGAAACUAUGCUACUCAUAGUUCUAUAGUGAAGGUCUCUUGUACAUACACUGAAUUAUUAAAAAGAAUAAUAUUAGACCUUUAUGUUGUAGCAUGGUUAUUGUAUGACUAAAAGGAAAAAAAAACAUUUAUUUGCUGGUGUAAAAUAAAUGUUUAUAAACA